CGACGGCACAUGAUGACGUCUCUCCUUUGGGCGGGUAUUUCGCGGUGUGGAGCUGUUCGGGGAGAAAGACAAACAAAUUAAGUGAUUCUGUAUAAAGUCGUUGUUUCUGUGUUUGUGGCUGAAGCGGCGGCGGUGGCAGCAUGUCCUCUGCGGGGAGAUGGAGUGGCACCAGCUGCAGCUCAGCCCGAGGAUCACCGCGGCUGUGAGGAGAGCUAAACUGAAGACUGUCCAGGACGUGUUGUGUGUUUCUGGUCUGGACUUGCAGAGACUCACUGGUCUGUCCUGCUCAGACAUCCAGCAGCUGAUCACUGCUGCCGCCACCGCCUGCAGACCCCAUCCUCCAGUCCCAGCCCUCCUGCUUCAUCGUGGAGAGUGUCGUAGGUUGGAGUCUGGUCUCAGACUCAGUGUCGGGUGUCCGGUGCUGGAUGAGCUUCUGAGGGGGGGUCUUCCUGUUGGGGGCGUCACUGAGCUGUCAGGAGAGAGUGGAGCAGGGAAGACACAGCUGGCUCUGCAGCUCUGUCUGUCUGUACAGUACCCAACACAGCAUGGUGGACUGAACUCAGGAGCCGUGUAUAUCUGCACUGAGGACGUCUUUCCAAGCAGUCGUCUGCAGCAGCUGAUCUCAGAUCAGUCCUGUCUUCGCUCUGACGUCCCUCUGACUCUGAUCAACAGACUCCAGUUCAGUGAUCAUGUUUACAUCGAACACACGGCUGACCUGGAGUCCCUCCAGGUGUGUCUGUCACGCCGUGUCCCCCUCCUGUUGGCUCGUGGUGCGGUCCGCCUCCUGAUCAUUGACUCUGUGGCGGCUCUAUUCAGGUGUGAGUUCCAGGCUUCUGAUUGGCUGGAGAGGACCAAACAGCUGCUCAGCUUUUCCUCAACACUGCAUCACCUGAGCCAGGAGUUCAAUACACCUGUCCUCUGUAUCAACCAGGUCACUGACGUGUUCAACAGCUCAGACGACACUUUGGGUCCUCUGUCCUCCAACGUGUCACCAGCUCUGGGGUUGGCCUGGGCCAAUCAGGUGAUGGUUCGGCUGAUGAUGCGGCGCCUCCAGGAGACGGUUGCCAGGGGCGACCAGCGCAGCGCCCUCCGCAGGCUGGAGGUCGUGUUCGCACCUCAUCUGGCCCGAGACGGACGAAACGCCGCUGUGUGGCGGGAGGGAGUCCGAGGAGUGACGGGCUCAGAGUGCACAGACGCACAACACUAACAAACGUAUAGAAACAUAACGUGUAUAAAGAGUCACAGAAACAUAUUAAAGUUUGCAAUUAAAUCAGA
This is a messenger RNA of Acanthopagrus latus (yellowfin seabream), 1275 nucleotides long. It is a transcript of the gene xrcc3, whose product is annotated as X-ray repair complementing defective repair in Chinese hamster cells 3. The record is from RefSeq and is a predicted model, not a curated record. Gene Ontology annotation, biological process: t-circle formation; telomere maintenance via recombination; resolution of mitotic recombination intermediates. The transcript has 7 exons. The coding region runs from base 158 to 1207 and encodes 349 amino acids. Gene Ontology annotation, cellular component: Rad51C-XRCC3 complex; replication fork. Gene Ontology annotation, molecular function: ATP-dependent DNA damage sensor activity; ATP hydrolysis activity; four-way junction DNA binding. NCBI's taxonomy places the organism in Eukaryota, Metazoa, Chordata, Actinopteri, Spariformes, Sparidae.